CUUCAUGAUGAGGAUAUAUAUGUAUCACACCUAAUACUCUUGGGAACGAAUUAUGGCAUUGUCUUUUAUCAGGACUAGAGCACUACAGUACGGAAAUUCACACUUGCGUCUGUUCGCCAACGUAUCGACCAUGAAGACGGGAUUGGUAUUGGGUGUAUACGAAACUGAGAGCGAGGAUGUCGUGCUCACCCCUACGGCGGCCAAGUACAAUGAGCUGGUUAACGGCAAGCUGCUGAAAAACAUUCUGCUAGCAGGACCAAAGAUCCCUAAAGGUCAUGCUAGAGUGUUUUGGGGUUUGGAUGAAACAGAUUACUCCGGAGUCGCGGUAGUUGGACUGGGGAAACAAGGUCUUGCGAUUAACAAACUUGAGGAGAUUCAUGAAGGGAAGGAAAGUGUACGUGUUGCCGCAGCAGCGGGAUGCCGUGCACUGGAUGAUGUCGAGAUAAAGGACAUUAAGUUAGAAAUGCUAGGAGACGCGGAAGCUGCCGCUGAAGGAGCUGGUUUAUCCACAUGGCUUUAUCAAGGUUAUAAAAAUGAAGAAAAGAAAAAGAAAUUACCAAAGAUUUCACUAUACGGAGAAGAAGGAGAGGCAGAAUGGCGAGUUGGCAUUAUCAAAGCUCAAGCACAAAACUGGGCUCGCGAACUCUCGGACACGCCCGCGAAUCUGAUGACACCGACAAUAUUUUCGCAAAGGGUCUUUGAGGUUUUGACGCAUCUCGGGGUUGAUGUACAAGUACAUGACAAAAGCUGGGCCGAGCAGAAGAAGAUGGAUUCGUUCCUUAGUGUGGCGCGCGGUAGCAUCGAACCACCCAAGUUCCUCGAAAUCAGUUACAAGGGCGCCGAGAAUCCGAACGAGUCACCAAUGACGUUUGUUGGCAAGGGAGUUACUUUCGAUGCCGGUGGCAUCAGCCUUAAGCCAUCAGCGGAGAUGGACGAGAUGCGCGCAGAUAUGAGCGGCGCCGCCUGUGUGGCCGCUACCAUACGAGCCGCAGCGGAACUCAAACUGAAGAAAAAUAUUGUCGGACUGAUCCCACUCACGGAGAAUCUACCGUCCGGACAUGCGACGAAACCGGGAGAUCUAGUGCGGGCGAUGAACGGCAAGACCAUCAUCGUGGACAACACCGACGCAGAAGGCAGGCUGAUUCUCGCCGAUGCGCUGUCCUACGCUGAACAGUUUAACCCAAGAUUUAUCUUGGAUAUCGCUACGUUGACUGGUGCCAUGAGAAUCACCUUGUCGAAUUCUGCAACUGGAGUAUUUACUAAUGAUGGCAACCUUUACGAAACUCUGAGAAAUGCUGGCACGGUAACCGGCGAUCGAGUAUGGAGAUUACCUCUGUGGCAGCAUUUCACAGAUGAAGUAACAAAAAAAGUCAAAGGUGCUGAUAUAAAUAACAUCGCGAAGUGCAAGGGUGGUGGCUCUUGUACUGCCGCUGCAUUUUUGAGAGAGUUUAUCACCAAGGAUACGCCGUGGAUGCAUUUGGACAUAGCUGGUGUCAUGGGUCCCGCCCACGACGAAUUACCAUAUAUCCCGGCUGGAAUGACCGGGCGUCCAACACGUAGGCCAGGGGCCCUUGCAGGGCGCUACUACCCAUACCGCCGACCGGAAAUCCGGUGGCUCUGCCACCUACACCACCUUGUGUCAUGAACAUGCCUUGCUGAUUGACUGGCACACCAACUCCCUGAAGACCUGAUGUAGGCGGGCCACCAGAACCCUGUUGC
Atta colombica is the source of this 1719-nucleotide messenger RNA. Its product is annotated as cytosol aminopeptidase-like. Gene Ontology annotation, biological process: proteolysis. NCBI's taxonomy places the organism in Eukaryota, Metazoa, Arthropoda, Insecta, Hymenoptera, Formicidae. Gene Ontology annotation, cellular component: cytoplasm. Bases 53 to 1645 code for a protein of 530 amino acids. The record is from RefSeq and is a predicted model, not a curated record. The transcript has 9 exons. Gene Ontology annotation, molecular function: manganese ion binding; metalloaminopeptidase activity.